Molecule: messenger RNA, 2768 nt
Organism: Physcomitrium patens
Lineage: Eukaryota; Viridiplantae; Streptophyta; Bryopsida; Funariales; Funariaceae
Product: aminopeptidase P2
Molecular function (GO): metalloaminopeptidase activity
Source: RefSeq, a predicted model, not a curated record
AGCUUGACUCUGCGGAAACAGCUUGUCCACGGAACGUCUUCCUUCGCAAUCCUCACGCUCGUGAGGAAUUUCGGCGCUGUGGAAGUGUUCUCGUAGAAAUUCGAAGGACCGGGAUUCGAGGGGAGCUUCUCAGAAAUGAUUUUGUGGAUUUCAGUGUGGAGAUUGGGGUGGUUGUAGCUGGUUUCGUGGUUGUUUUUGGUGGGUUUCCGAUUGUGUUGUUUGGUUUCUGUUUACUCAAGUUGGGUCGUCCAUGACGACAGCGACAAUUGUGGACACACUCAUGUCCCGUCUUCCCACUCCAUUUUUUCAGUCGCAGAAUCGAUGCGCCUACCUGCUGACGAGAUGGUGCCCUGUGGCCGGAACGCGGAUUCAUCCACACAAGAAUGUUGUUCUUGGAAGCCGCAGCAGGAGGAGAUUGAAUGUGCUUCGAAUCGGGAAUUGCGAGGGCCUGGGAAGAGGAUCGUCGCUCGGUCCCUCAAAGCAUGUCAAUGGAAAGAUAACUACAAUACGUGCUGCUGGAGGCUAUUUCUCGGUUCAACCUAGCUCAAGGCGCAACGUAUCGAAAAAAGAGUUUCCUCUAGAUAAAAAAUUGGCAGAUUUGAGGAAAGAAUUUGAAAAAAAUGCAGACUACAAAGGCUUAGAUGCUUACAUUGUUCCGUCUGAGGAUCCCCAUCAGAGUGAGUUUAUUGCAGAUUGUUACAUGCGCCGCGCUUAUAUCUCAGGAUUUACAGGAAGUGCAGGCACAGCUGUGAUAACCAAGGAGAAGGCUGCUCUAUGGACUGAUGGCCGCUACUUUCUGCAGGCCGAGAAUGAGCUUGGACAUGAGUGGACUCUCAUGCGGGCAGGCCAGCCAUACACCCCAUCCACUAGUGAGUGGCUGAAGGAAACUUUACCAGAGGGAGCUAGAGUUGGAAUUGAUCCGUUUUUAUUCUCAGCUGAUGCAGGUGAGGAACUGAGACGAGUCCUUGCUGAGAAGGACCAGGAACUAGUCUUAGUGUAUGAGGACAACUUGGUGGAUAAGGUGUGGGGGGAUGCAAGACCUGCACCACCUUCAGAACCUUUAAGGGUGCACGAACUACGGUAUGCCGGGGUUGAUGUGGCCACGAAGCUUACCAAUCUGCGCAAGGAAUUGGUCAACGCAGGGGCAUCGGCAAUUAUUAUUACCAUGCUUGACGAAGUGGCUUGGCUAUUGAACGUGCGAGGUAACGAUGUGCCUCACUCGCCGGUGGCAUAUGCGUAUGUGGUGGUCGGACUUGAAACUGCGUCCCUCUUUGUUGAUGAAUCCAAAGUCACUCCUGAAGUUUUAGCCCAUCUGAAUGAAGCUGGAGUCACAGUGAAGCCUUAUGCAUCAUUAGUAUCUGAAAUCAAAGGGUUGGCAUCAAAAGGAUCCAAGUUAUGGCUGGAUUCUUCAAGAGUAAGCGUGGCCAUUAAAAAUGCAUUCGACGAUGCUUGUGCGCAAUAUUACGAAGACCUGGAAAUUGCAAGGUCUAAACGUAGUAGUAAGGGGAAAACCGCAUUUGACGAAGAACUCAAUGGGCCAGCUGCUCUGCACCGACCUUCACCUGUUGGCAUUGCAAAGGCUAUCAAGAACGAUGCAGAGCUUGAGGGAAUGCGACAAGCUCAUCUAAGGGAUGCUGCUGCACUUUGUGAGUUUUGGGCAUGGUUAGAGAGUAAGAUAGUGGAUGAAAAGCAACAGAUAUCCGAGGUUGAGGUUGCGGAUCAUCUUGAAAAGUUUCGGGCAAAGCAGGCAGGCUUUUUAGACACGAGCUUUGAGACUAUUAGUGGAUCUGGACCAAACGGUGCUAUUGUACAUUACCGAGCGGAAGCAGCGACGUGUAGAUACGUGGAUGAUAAACAGCUGUACCUGCUAGAUAGUGGCGCUCAAUUUGUGGAUGGCACGACGGACAUAACGCGCACAGUUCAUUUCGGAACACCCUCAGCUCGCCAGAAAGAAUGCUUCACACGAGUUCUUCAGGGCCACAUUGGAGUGGACACUGCUGUGUUCCCUGAACAUACACCAGGAUUUGUGCUAGAUGCAUUCGCUAGAUCAUCACUCUGGAAGAUCGGCUUGGAUUACCGUCAUGGAACGGGUCACGGAGUAGGAGCAGCAUUAAAUGUACACGAGGGGCCUCAGAGUGUUAGUGCACGGUUUGGAAACAUGACAGGUUUAGAACAGGGGAUGAUUGUCAGUAAUGAACCUGGAUAUUAUGAAGACCGGGCCUUUGGCAUUCGUAUUGAGAAUCUUUUAAUUGUACGGGAGCAAAUGACAGCGAAUAACUAUGGAGGGGUGACAUUCCUUGGGUUUGAGCGAUUGACGUUUGUACCCAUUCAGACAAAGCUGCUGGACCUGGAAAUAAUGUCGGAUCAAGAAAUUAAGUGGCUCAACGACUAUCAUGCUGAAGUUUUUAGGAAGGUAUCUCCUCUGGUGAAAGGAAAUGCACGGAGGUGGUUGGAGGAGAACACCAGACCAAUCGGAAAAACUGGGAAAUCCAGCAAGCCUGAAGAGUUGAUCACCGCCUCAAAGUGACACAUUAGUUUCCUCUUGCAGAAAUCCAACUUCUGGGUUAUUAUUGGACUGUAUUGUUAAGCUUGUCAUAAGUCUUUUAGAUUAUUUUUUUCAAAAAUUUCGCUUAUUCAAGCAUCAAUCUAAAGAUGACAGAAAUGCACCUAAUUUUGGAUCACCCUUAUUACUCACAGAAUCUCAGGAAGAGUGUACUGGAUGUUUACAGUGAACCUUCGACGAAUGAAAAGCUUAGGUUGAUCAUCAA